AUGAAGGCGAAAGGAGAGUUGAAGGAAUAUGAAGUCAUUGGGCGUAAACUGCCCUCGGAGAGCGACCCCAAGCCUCCUCUAUAUAAAAUGAGAAUCUUCUCUCCAGACCCGAUAGUGGCUAAGUCGCGGUUUUGGUACUUUUUAAGACAACUCAAGAAGUUCAAGAAGACCACCGGAGAAAUUGUUUCAAUCAGGGAAAUCCCAGAGAGGAGUCCCAUCAAGAUAAAGAACUUUGGUAUCUGGCUGCGUUAUGAGUCUCGUUCAGGAGUCCACAACAUGUACCGAGAGUACCGUGCCCUCAGUGUGGGUGAUGCGGUCACACAGUGCUACAGAGACAUGGGCGCUCGGCACAGGGCUCGAGCUCACUCCAUACAGAUUAUCAAAGUGGAGGUAAUCAAGGCCGCCGCCUGCCGUCGUCCUCAAGUGAAGCAGUUCCACAACAGCAGCAUUCGUUUCCCGCUGCCCAAACGUGUCCACCAUUACAAGAGACUCAACACCUUCGCAUACAAGCGACCAAGCACAUACUUCUUGUAA
Molecule: messenger RNA, 534 nt
Organism: Danaus chrysippus (African queen)
Lineage: Eukaryota; Metazoa; Arthropoda; Insecta; Lepidoptera; Nymphalidae
Source: the annotation of a GenBank genome assembly